This is a messenger RNA of Cyphellophora europaea CBS 101466, 2073 nucleotides long. RefSeq lists its product as uncharacterized. The coding region runs from base 1 to 2073 and encodes 690 amino acids. Gene Ontology annotation, molecular function: exonuclease activity; nucleic acid binding. The record is from RefSeq and is a predicted model, not a curated record. The transcript has a single exon. Lineage: Eukaryota; Fungi; Ascomycota; Eurotiomycetes; Chaetothyriales; Cyphellophoraceae. Gene Ontology annotation, cellular component: nucleus.
AUGUUCUCGUCUAAGGGUCUGUUCAAGGACAUUCCAUGCCCGAGCCAGGCAGAGUGCGCUCUCCCGACCUGUUGGUUCCUUCACGAAGACGCAACCACAUCGGCCAAUGACACGGCGCAGGAGUACGACCCUUUUAGUGCAGGAGUGUCAGACUCCCCCCCAGCAAAGCGACGGAAGAUAGGUAUCGAUUCCGAUCUACAAUAUGGCAAUGCGGUCUCUGCGGUUCGAAGCGUUAUUGAAGUCCCCGCCGAGCUGCUAGAUGCCAAGCAUCAUGACGAUCCUCCUCAUACCAGAGCGAUCUCUAAAGACGCCACCAGGGCACUCGCCGACGGCAACAAAUCUGUAGCGUCUGCAGACGGAAGGAACAAUCUGCGUACCGUGAAUCGAGCCAUCACUCCUCCUCCCACGCAACAAGCUAGGACCAAGCAAAAUGGAUCGUCUCGGCCACAGGGUCAGCAAAUGGAUGACAGACCUGUACCCCCAAAAGCAAACCAGCAUGAACUACAGUCAGCAUCUUCUGAACAAUCCUCCAAGCAAAACACAUCGAACCGAGCGGUGACCCCUCCCAAAGUGAAGCCGCGAUCAAACGAGUCCAAUCAAACGCGAUCAACAAAUCCUAAGUCCGUGGAAAUGAUCAAGAAGGAGGAUCUUGUACCUCGUCUCUUGGGUCCAGGACCGGCACAGCACAGCAGCCGCAUGAACUUUCUGACUGCCCUUCAUAAGCAGAUGCAAAUGCGGAACACCAAAGUUGUGCAAGCUGGACAGGACCUCAAGUCACUACGGCUGACACAGCAAGAGCUGAUCACUCUGGCGCUCGACGAGGAAGAGCUGCUUGCGCGCAAGCAUGACUCAGGUAUCUAUCAGAACAUGGUACGGCAACGAGCUCAUGCAAUCUCGAAGAUGACCAAUGACCAGUGGGGGGCUUUCAUAUCCGACAAGGUGGCUCGUCUUCUUCGUCGCAAACGGGCACCCGCAGCACAGCCACCUGACUCGUCUUCAGACCUACCGCAUUCUACUGGACUCACAGCACAACAACAUCUCACUGUACUCCUGCAGCUAUCCCGACCUCUAGUUAAUCUACAGCAAUACGGCUACGUAACCACUCCGCCUAGCAAUGAAGAAAUUGCCUCCGCCGCUGCAGCAGUGAAGGCUAGCGCGAAUUGGGAGAAGUGCGAUCGUUGCGGAACGCGCUUCCAGGUUUUCCCCGGACGAGACGAGCAGGGGCGGCUUGCGUCUGGCGGACGCUGUCGGUAUCAUUGGGCUCGAGCUGGCCGCGGGCGUUUGAGCAGGAUUCAAGUGGCGACAGGUGGAACUGAAGACAAACAUGGAUGUUGCAACCAAGCCUUCGGAAGCGAAGGGUGCACCGAGGCAGACACGCACGUUUUCAAUGUCAAGGACCGAAAUCGAUUGGCCAGCAAUUGGCAGUGGGUCAAUACUCCAGAAGAGGAUGGAACUCAAGCUCCAGUGAGUUUCGAUUGCGAGAUGUGCUAUACGACGUUUGGGCUGGAAGUCGUAAGGGUGACGGCCGUCUCGUGGCCUGAUAACAAGACUCUGCUUGAUGUCCUGGUCAGACCUUACGGCGAGAUUCUCGAUCUCAAUACUCGCUUUUCGGGCGUAUCGAAGAAGAUGUAUGCAGAGGCAGUUCCUUACGUCGACCAAGCGACGGAUCCCGAUGCACACGAGGCAGAGACGCUGAUGAAGGUUGAGACACCUGCUGCAGCUCGUCAAUUGCUCUUCGAAUUACUGACACCGACGACUCCUUUGAUCGGGCACGCCAUCGACAAUGACCUCAACACGCUGAGGCUUAUUCAUCCUACCGUCAUCGACACCGUCCUGCUCUAUCCCCAUCCCAGAGGAUUGCCGGUGCGAAAUAGUCUACGUAAUCUCGUGGCCCAGCACCUGGGUAGGACUAUUCAAGCAGGGCCCGGACAUGACUCCAAGGAGGACGCCGUCGCGACGGGAGACCUUGUCACGCUAUCAGUCAAGAAUAAGUGGAAGAUCCUACAGGCAGAAGGAUGGAAGUUUGACAAGAACGACGAGCUGGUCAAAGAAGAAGGCGCAAGUAAACUUUAG